AUGUCGUCGCAAUUUUCUUCGUCAACCCCUGGUAUGCCGUUGACCACUGUUGCGCAGAUGGGCGGACUAGUAAAGGCCUUGCAAGAUGCGCAGCUUGAGAACAGUGAGCUCAAGCAGCGAUUGGCAGAGCUUCAGGAUAAGAUCGCAGCCUUGGAAGCUUCGAAGCCUCAAAGAGGGAAACGGGGAUCUCACGUUUCCGGCACUACAAAUGCAGAAGGCAAUGCUGACGAGGAUAAAUUGGGCCCCACCGCUAAACGAUACACAAUUAUGCACCAACUGUGGGUCCCCAACGACGUAUUUCCGGUCUCACGUCCAUCAAAACCGUCCAACAAUCCCAGCUACUUUGGCACGCAGGACAAUUGGAAGUUAUGCAUCGCUGCAGAGCUUUACAAGGUCGUCCCAACAGCAAUGCAUGGGAUGCUUAAGCUGGCAAGCACAGGUGUCGAGUUUCACUCUUUGAUGGGGAUGCAACGACAAGCCAUGGCCCAUACGCUCAGGAACUGUACCGGGCACAUCUUCGCCGCCAUUGAUGUUCCCAGCCAAGCGUUCGAGACCAAAGACUUGCGCCGCACGUCUCCUGAGCUCAUUGCUCUCCUGAAGCCCAGCAAGAACAGUUUGUACCCCCCGUUACCACCUUUGCUUUACCCACUGGGAAACACCACUGAUGUAUUCCAGAAUCCUGUCCUCCCCCUCAUUCUAUGUGUUGCACUAUUUGGCAAGACGUCACUCUCCUCUACGCCGGCAGCCAAUUCCUCGGGACGCAAAUGGGCAGUCACCCAAGUCACAACAGGUGGCAUCUGUCUAUCAGCCAUCAUGGCACGAUUCUUAGUGUCACCCGACUCCGAGCUCUCACCAAUCGGCGCUCAGACCAAGAUCAAUUACGAGCAAGAUUUCCACAGCUACUAUGAACUCAUUGAGUCGACGAAGAACACACGAAAAGGGCGCCGGCUCCGCGCCUUCUUCCAGUGGGUAGUUUUCAAGGAAGCGCCGUCAAGUUUGGAUGCUAGCGGCGAUGACAAAGACUCAGAGCAAGAUGGUGCCUCCGAGUUUGCUCGCGUAAAGGCAGCAAUGCUAGAAGCCGCCGACGACGACGACGAAGAAGAUCCUGACGAUGCCAAUCACAAUGACACCAACGACGACGACGACGAUGACAUCCACGCUCACUCGCAACACCGCAUUAACGCCGCCAACAGGCACGAACCCACGGAUUCCUUCGAUCCACCAUUGAGUCCCAGCCCCACACCUUCUCCUCCUCUUUCGUACAUCACCGCUGUCUCUCCGUUGUCACUACCCUUGGAAGAUGGCCGAUGGCUCGCCUUUGAGCAAGCCACUGCUUUGACCUCCCGUGCUCAACCCACGACGAUAUCUCAGGCCAUACAACCCGAACCAACGGCGCUGGAAGACAACCCAUCGAAAGGGAAAGGGAGAGGUCGUGGAGUGAAAAGGCCUCGGGGAAAGGCCGUCGCCGCUAUCAGCGUUCGAGACGAACAACCAUGCCGCACUAGCCAGCGCAAGGCGAGCGCAACGGUGCGCACAUAG
Messenger RNA from Pleurotus ostreatus (oyster mushroom), 1539 nucleotides. RefSeq lists its product as uncharacterized. The coding region runs from base 1 to 1539 and encodes 512 amino acids. The record is from RefSeq and is a predicted model, not a curated record. NCBI's taxonomy places the organism in Eukaryota, Fungi, Basidiomycota, Agaricomycetes, Agaricales, Pleurotaceae. The transcript is spliced from 6 exons.